UUUCUUUCACUUCCAGCUGGCCUCCUGCGAGAGCGUGGCGAUGAUCUCGAAUUCCCAUGGUUAGGUACGUAUACGCAAGAAAUUUUCGCAGCAUUUGAGUCAGCAACAGCGUGUGUUCAGUGCAGCAGAGCUCCGCAAUCGGCGCAAGGCCUUCAUAAUUAAAACCACGCCUGCAUCUCUAUUCACUGCACAGGCCUAUAGAUCUACGUAGGUGUCGGUGGAAACUCAAGAGGAAACACGAAUAUUCUUAUAUUACCAGAAGUACGGAAGGACGGGAGCUUCAGCACUGCUGCACUCAGCAUCACAUUGAAUCACGAAGCAAUGGCCGCAGCAGACAUGACCUACAGCACCGAAAAGCCGACAGGCAUUUCAGGCGCCACUCGAUUACGAGAAAUGCUAUCCGAUCCCACAAAGACUGUUGUCGCACCUGGAGUUUACGAUGGCAUUACUGCCCGCCUAGCUCUCUCCGCAGGUUUUGAUUGUCUCUACAUGACUGGAGCAGGAACAUCCAUGUCUCGCCUCGGAAUGGCAGACUUGGGGCUGGCAACCUUCAAUGACAUGCACCAAAACGCUGCCAUGAUCGCCUCCAUAGAUCCCGCAGUUCCUGUCAUCGCCGACGCAGACACAGGGUAUGGAGGUCCGAUCAAUAUCGCAAGAACUGUCCAGAGCUAUGCGAGGGCUGGCGUUGCUGGCCUUCAUAUAGAAGACCAGGUCCAAGAAAAGCGAUGUGGGCAUUUGAGUGGAAAGCUGUUAGUGGAUCGUAAUGUAUACUACAAUCGAUUGAGAGCAGCGUGCAAGGCGAGAGAUGACAGUCGAGAUGAUAUUCUCAUCAUUGCUAGGACUGAUGCCAGAGCUGGUAAAGAUACCAAGGGAAAUGGGGGCUUCGAAGAGGCCAUUGCGCGUUUGACUGAGGCGGCGAGUAUUGGUGUGGAUGCACUCUUUUUUGAGGCAAUUCAGGAUGUGGAAGAAGCGCAGCAGGUUAUCAAACUCCUGCCCAAGAUUCCGGUUCUCCUCAAUAUGGUACAAGGAGGCAAGACACCGCAGAUCAGCACCGACGAGGCGAACAGGCUAGGGUUCAGGAUUGUGAUCUGGCCAUGUUUGGGCAUGGAAGCUGUGAUACCUGCCUUCAAAAAGUCAUUGCAGUCAUUGAAAGAGACUGGUCAGGCGCCUGCCAAGGAGAAUAUGGGACCAAGCGCGUUAUUCGAGGUAUGCGGGCUGCGUGAUCUGAUGGCCUUUGAUGAGAGUGUUGGUGGCAACGCGUAUGCUCGAUGAGGUGAUGGCGGCGGCGUUUUAAGACUGACAUUAUAACUAUUGUUACAGCGAGCUAUCGUCUUCAUGCCUCCUGAUCAUAGUGCACAACCUGAACUGCAGUAUCAACCCUUCGUCCGCGUCUCAUGACAGUAGACGUCAAUGAUCUUCGCAUGAGGACGCUCAUUGCUCCCCAAUUCUGAUGAAGCAAUUGUUGUCGGCACCAGCGCUUUCAUGCAACACGGGCAUGCACUUCAGAAUACCUGGCAAGGGUCGAAGGAGGGUAGCCAGGAAGAUAGUUGCCACAGUCCUUAAUAUGGAAGCUGUUCGACUCUGUCUGAGAGCAGUAUGCCGCCAAGGUGCGGAAAAAUGAUGGUACACGCGAAUGCUCCACUCGUGCCCAAACCCAAGUACUCCUCUAAUGCAGUCGCCGAUUAAGCGAUGAUGAUGCAGAUUCCUUCGCCUGCAAGUCGACAAUUCGCGCCACGCUAAUGCUGCGAUAUGGGCAGCAGACAGUAAUAGUACCACGCAUUGUUGAGCGUUCAACUCCUGGCUUUGCCCUUUUUCGAUUUCGAGGGCGCCGUUGAAGUGAUUUUAGACGUCUGCAUGAGCUCGCCGAUAUAUGAUUGCAGAAACUUGUUCCCGCCCUCGAGCUUCUCGUGCUCGCUCUUCACCGUCUCCACUCGAUCCACGAUGGCCUGCAAGCUCAUCUGGAGUAGUUUGGCCUGCUCAAUGAGGUCUUUGCGGGCCUCCUCGCUAAGUUUAUCGACCUCUUCGCUAUUCCUUCGCGGCGACAUCGUUCGCACAUCGUUCUCGUCGAAGUCGGGCUCCACGACGACUGUAGUGGCCGACUCACGCGACACAAUCAUCGUACCGCUACUCUUCCUACUGCCAAUCUUUGGCCGGCCAAUCCGUGCAGUUGUGGCGUCGUCUUCGCUCACCGCAGCACUCGACUCUGGUGAGGAGGAGAUGGGUGAGGGCAUGUCGUGUGCAUGUAGUGUCGGCUCCCCGAUUGAGGGCACGGUAUAGGCGUCUGAGGUCAUGGUCCGAGUCUGGAGGUUGCUGACCAGCGCUGGAUGUGCAGGCUCAAGAGUACAGCGGCAUGUGGUUUGAUCGACUACCCAAAUGGCGAGUAUCGGUCAGAGGGUGCGCGUCGGGGGAGUGCGGUGAGCAGACAAUCGGACGGCGGCACGAAAUGCAGCGCGGAGGCAGGGUCCCAAGACGGCUACCGUAGUACCGUG
Molecule: messenger RNA, 2489 nt
Organism: Sphaerulina musiva SO2202
Lineage: Eukaryota; Fungi; Ascomycota; Dothideomycetes; Mycosphaerellales; Mycosphaerellaceae
Product: carboxyvinyl-carboxyphosphonate phosphorylmutase
Exons: 2
Coding region: 322-1272 (316 amino acids)
Molecular function (GO): catalytic activity
Source: RefSeq, a predicted model, not a curated record